Messenger RNA from Phascolarctos cinereus (koala), 9218 nucleotides. Lineage: Eukaryota; Metazoa; Chordata; Mammalia; Diprotodontia; Phascolarctidae. The record is from RefSeq and is a predicted model, not a curated record.
CCGCCUACUCCCCCCGCCAGUCCCUCUCAGGUCUCAGGCCGGCCACGCGACGACGACUUCGAUGUCCUCGAGCCACGGUGUACUGUAGGUUGCUAUGGGAAUUCCAUAUAACAGCAGGAAAGGACAAAUAUUCCAGUGAUAUUGAUGCCUGAGAUGUGACUGGCCUGAGGAGCAGAGAGUGUGAACAGUUCUUGUGGCAACUUCUAUUUCACUGUGAUGGCUACAGAUUCGGGGGAGCCAGCAGGCACCGAGGAUUCAGAGAAACCUGAUGGGGUCUCUUUGGAAAACAGAGUUCGUCCAGUGGCUGCCGCACUGACAAUGGAGAUUAGGCUGAAGGAAAAUGCCAGGGCCUUCUCUGCUUCUGGGGAAACCACCGAGAGGACCAGGGUCUUCAGGAAGAGCAUGGAGGUGAUGGACAAUGAGCCAGGCUCCAACUCCUUCCCUAAAGAACAGAGUGUCCAGGGUGCCCAAAGAAUAGCUCAGCGUGCAGCAAACGGACUGGGACGGGGACAGGAGGCUAGUAAACACGACCAGGGGUCAAAGCCAAGUCCUGAAGCCCCCAAAGACUGUUGCAAGGAGAAGAGCGAAAAGGAGAUGGAGGAAGAAGCAGAGAUGAAGGCGGUAGCAACUUCCCCUAGUGGCCGUUUCCUGAAGUUUGACAUUGAGCUGGGCCGAGGAGCCUUCAAAACAGUGUUUAAAGGGUUAGACACAGAGACCUGGGUGGAGGUCGCCUGGUGUGAGCUGCAGGACCGGAAACUGAGCAAAGCUGAGCAGCAGAGAUUCAAAGAAGAAGCUGAGAUGUUGAAGGGUCUUCAGCACCCCAAUAUAGUCCGAUUCUAUGACUCUUGGGAAUCCGUAGUGAAAGGGAAAAAGUGCAUUGUUUUAGUGACUGAGCUCAUGACAUCAGGCACUUUAAAGACGUACUUGAAGCGGUUUAAAGUCAUGAAGCCUAAAGUGUUAAGGAGCUGGUGCCGGCAGAUUUUGAAGGGUCUACAGUUCUUGCACACAAGAACGCCACCCAUCAUCCACCGGGACUUGAAGUGUGACAACAUUUUCAUCACUGGCCCAACUGGUUCAGUGAAGAUCGGGGACCUGGGCCUAGCCACCUUGAUGCGCACAUCAUUUGCCAAGAGCGUGAUUGGAACCCCAGAGUUUAUGGCUCCAGAAAUGUACGAAGAGCACUAUGAUGAGUGUGUUGACGUCUACGCUUUUGGUAUGUGUAUGCUGGAGAUGGCGACUUCCGAAUAUCCAUACUCCGAGUGCCAGAAUGCUGCUCAGAUCUACCGCAAAGUGACCAGCGGGAUCAAACCAGCUAGUUUCAACAAGGUGCCUGAUCCAGAAGUGAAGGAGAUCAUUGAAGGGUGUAUCCGCCAGAACAAACGUGAAAGGUUAUCCAUCAAGGACCUCUUAAACCAGGCAUUUUUUGCUGAAGACACAGGGCUGAGAGUGGAGUCAGCCGAGGAAGACGAUGGUUUCAAUUCUUCCUUGGCGCUGAGACUCUGGGUUGAAGACCCUAAGAAACUGAAGGGCAAGCACAAGGACAAUGAAGCUCUGGAAUUCAGUUUUAAUUUAGAAACAGAUAUCCCUGAAGAAGUGGCCUAUGAGAUGGUAAAGUCUGGCUUCUUCCACGAGAGUGAUUCCAAAGCAGUUGCCAAGUCCAUUCGAGACCGGGUCGCUUUGAUCAAGAAGACAAGGGAGAGGAAGCAGGCUGGCUUUGCAGGGGAAGAACGCCGGGAUUCCCAGUGCAAGCCUCCGCAGCACAGCGCUUCUCAGCUGGCUGGGACCGAGUGUGAAGAGACCGAGGUGGAUCAGCACGUUCGACAGCAGCUCCUUCAAAAACGACAGGCUCAGCCACAUCACUGUCCUGCCUUGGUUCUUGCUGAUGGUCUGCCUGAGGCAGGAGUUGGGGCAGUGAAGCAUUCCGAUUCUUCGAGUCAACACACCAUGGCCUACUGUCCGGAUCUGCCGGUGGUUCCUGCCAAAGCGUCUCACGUUCCCCAGGCCAAAGCCCAGCUUCCGGGGCACCUGUACCCGCCCCAGCAGCUGGUGGGACAUUACCAGCAAAUGCCAGGGGUCCAACAGCAAGCAUGCCUUGCCCAGCCCCAGAUGUUUCCACCAGUAGCUGUCCAGCAGUUCUCCCAGAGAAUGGAACCCCAACAGACCUUUGGAGCAGACAGACAGGCCUCAAAUCUACUGACUUUGCCCUCUUCCCAGCACCCUGCAGCAGGCAUCAUGCUUGAUCACAGCCCUCAGAAUGGAAGUCGGAUGGUGGGCCUGACACUGGACACUGAGCAGCCUUCGAGCUUCUUGUCAAAUCCACCCCCUGCUCAGUAUAUGACUAGCACCCAGGGUGUUCUCAGGGCAGCCCAGCAACUCCCAGGCUCUCUGGCUCGCCAUCCGGGAGCACAACUCACUGCCCCCCAGCUGCCUUUAGUGUCCCAAGCAUACUCGGUGGUCCAGCAGGAUUCUGGCCCUCUCUGUGCAGGGCCGAAGCCUCACUACUACCCGAUGCCUUGCCCACUCCCCCCAGUGGCUCUGCUGAUGAAGGCUGUGCAGCCAACCCAAGAUGCUGGACUCCAGGAGUCUGAUGCUCAGGGCGUCAUGCAGCAGCCAGAAGGUGAGGGGAGAGGAGGCCUGAUUUCGCUGGGUGAACAACAGCGCAUCUUUGUGGUGAAGUCAUCUGAGCAGCUGCCUUUCCCCAGCUAUCCUGUGCAGCCUUCUUGUUUGAUUCCAGCUCCAGAGCCUGUGCCACCCCAGGCUUACACUAUCCCCCCACCUGCAGUGCGCUCCCUCUAUUCAGCUUCACUUCCUGGACAGCCUGCAGCAUAUCAUGCCCAGCCUUCUUACCUGGAGAAGCCAGCAUAUGUCAUUCAAGGGACUUACACUGGGCAGCCUGCAGAUCAGCCUCUUUACCCUGUCCUAGCCCCUGAGCCUUCUUCAUAUGCAGGGCAAGCAACUUCCUCCCUACAGGCCCCGGACCGGGUGACAUACUUGGGCCACCAGGUGCACUCAGCCAGCUCUAACCCUGAGCAGCAAGCUCCAGAUGAACAGCAGUCAUAUGGCAUGCCGGCCUCAGAGCCCCAGGUGUGUCUAGGCCAGCCACCAGCCGUUCCUUUGGCUGUUCCGAAGGUGGAUGUCAGUUUGGGGAAUGAACAGCUCCGAGGUCCGCCUCCUUCACCAGCCAUCGGCGCUCCGAGGGCCGGGGAAGGCCAAUCACGUCCCUUCCCAAAGCAGCCUCUUCGCCUGAGUCCUUUUUCAGAGUCCACAUUCACUCCACAUCAGCAGGUAGUUCACUCUUCUCAUCUACCAGCAGUGCCGCCCCAUGAGCUACUGACUCCUGAAGUUUCUCAGAGUCAGCAGCAAGUCUCCUAUGGCCAACCUGGCACCUUCCAGCAGCCGGCCCCCAGCCAGACCCAGCAAGCACCAGCUCUAGUCCCCCACUUGGCCACUGAGUGCAGUCAGAUUCUGCCUUGCCAGAAGCAGCAGCCGCAGUGGCAGCCGCCGUUGAGCCCAGUGCCCGUCCCUGGGCCAUUGGAAUUGCAGCAGCAGCAGCAGGUGGCUCUUUACCAGACUUCAGGGGCAGCGCGUCCCAAACAGCCACCCCUGACUAGUCCAGCACAGGCCUCACUUCCCGCCCAGGGCAUUCCUGUCUUGCAGGCCCAGCCACAGCAUCAGGCUUUAAAAGGCCAAAAUGUUCCAAAGAGCGCACAGCCUGGAUCCCAGCCACCAGUAGGAGACCUACAAACAGCCCUUUCAAAGGCAGAUUUAGUCCGAAGCACUGGUGCUGAUGGAGCAGCAUUGAAGGAUGGGACUGGUGGGUUUGAGAACCUUGCUGGCAAUGGGAAACAGGAUCGGAUGAAGCAGAGGAGGGCAUCGUGUCCUCGGCCGGAGAAGGGGCCCAGAUUUCAACUGACUGUCCUCCAGGUUUCAAUGUUCGGCGACAACAUGGUGGAGUGUCAGCUGGAGACUCAUAAUAACAAGAUGGUCACUUUCAAAUUUGAUGUGGAUGGAGAUGCUCCCGAGGACAUCGCCAACUACAUGGUUGAAGAUAACUUUGUGCUAGAGUGUGAGAAGGGGAAGUUUGUGGAAGAAUUGCAGGUGGUUGUAUGCCGUGCCCAGGAGAUCCUUUGCACCCUCCCUGGUGGGGAGUCGGCUUCAUCAGAAUCCAGCAGCUGUCAAACAGGAUCAGUCGAACAAGCACAGAUGAAUUCUGCGCUCGCUCAAGGCUGCACUGACUCUGCUCCUCAGUCCUCCCCAGUUGGUCGCUGGAGGUUCUGUAUCAAUCAGACCACACGCAAUCGUGAGCCCCUGAGCCUUCCUGAGUCACAACUCUUUGCUGAUUUGGGGAAUACUAGCAACAAAAAACUCUCCGCGCAGGACACGCUUCUCAUUGUGGCCAGCAGCCCACCCCAGGGUGAGCUUUUGGCACCCACACCAGAGCCCAAGGAUUCAGCAGAUGGUAAGACUUCUGAAUGUGCUGGUCCUGAAACUGAACAGCUAGCCCGUCCUCAUCAGGCGGAAGAGAGCAAGAUGCCAGUGGUCCAUUCUGCAGGGAGUUCACAGGGCCCCGCUGUUUCAGUACAUCCUGCUUACAUUGAGUUUGGGGAGUCCAUCAGCCGAGUCCCUGGCACACGUCUACCUGCGUAUCCAGGACGCCAAGCUGAGGAGCACCUGACUUUAGGUGUUUCCCACCCUGGAGAGUCAACUGCAUUCGCCGAGAGCUCAGUUCCACUACAGGUGUGUGUGUCUGAGCCAAGCCCUCAGUCCUCCUCAGUGCAGUGGCCACCUGGGUGUGGCACCUUGGCCUCUCAAGAGGGGGCAGCUGCCAUGUGCAUGGAGGCUGCUUCUGCCCCUCAGUUGGUAACACUUGCUCAGAGCCCAGGCCUUGAUCCAACCCCUCUUCAUUCCUCCUCGGUGCCUGAGGGAGAUGGUGAAAGACCUCCAAAAUUAGAAUUUGUAGACAACCGCAUUAAAACCUUGGAUGAAAAAUUAAGAAACUUGCUGUAUCAAGAGCACAGCACAUCUGGUCUCUGCCCCGAGAGUCAGAAGGACGCCACAAACCUAGAGUCUCCAUUUUCCUCUUCCUCCUCGGCCGAGGAGACGCUCUGUGGCCCUGGGCCCGAAGUUCUGGGUGUGGGGUAUCGCCGGAGCCAGGGCAGCCUUGCACAGCGGGCCAGUGCACAGCAGGCCAAGUCUGAGCUUCUGUCUCUCCCUGCUGUGGCUCAGCCUGCUCAUGUAGCCGUGCUCAAAAGGGAGCCAGUCAGUGUGACCACCUCGGUAUCCAGUGAGUUGGGUUUGCAUGAGAUGCCCCCUGAUGCCUACCCAGAGGACCCUGAAGCCUACCCUGCUUCCAUGUUGAGUGGUGGUGGCGGCGGCGGCGGCGGCAGCUGUAACAGCAGCAGCACCCUCCAUCUGCACACAGGAGAGGAGAUGGAGAUGAGGUCCAAAGUUGCUUCAGCCCCACCACCUCAGGCAGGAGAAUCUGCAUUUCUCAAUAAGUGCAUAGCAGCUGGCGCAUUUCAGCGGGGCAGGUUCCAGCAGGUGAAUACAGUUGCUUUUUGUGUCAAAGACUGUGUGCCCACAACCAAACAGGUCCUGACCAGUCCUAACGAAGAUGGUGGAAAGGAGACUUGGCUUCCUUCGGCCGCUCUCCCUGAACCUUACAAAGGCAACCAAGGCUUGAAAGAGGGGGAAAACCUUUUGUCUGUCGGCGCGGCGUGUGACACUGAUCCAGCCUCUGCUACUGAGAGUAGUGCACAGUCUGGGCCUGAGCCCGCCAGGGGAGCUGUUUGGACCCAGCUGAGCUCAGAGAGUGAGUCUUCUGCUCCUCUUGGCCCCUCAGAAGAGUUGGCGGGAAGUCCCAGUGAAGAGAACGGCUAUCGCUUACCAGUCCAAGAAGAACUGCCCUGUGUUCAGCCCCAGAGUGCACUUUUCUAUUCUCCGUCCUCCCCGAUGAGUAGUGAUGAUGAAUCUGAAAUUGAAGAUGAGGAUUUGAAAGUGGAACUUCAGAAAUUACGGGAAAAACACAUUCAGGAGGUCGUGAACCUUCAAGCCCAGCAAAAUCGGGAACUCCAGGAGCUCUACAGUCGCCUCCGGCCCAUUAAAGACAGCAAAUCAGAAUCAUCCGAGCUGCCUCUGCAGCCUGCAUCCCCUCGCCGCCCGAGGUCCUUCAAAACUAAACUCCGAAGCCGCCCUCAGUCCUUGACCCACGUGGACAAUGGUAUUGUUGUUGCUACAGAUCCACUGUGUAUGGUGAACAGCGCAACGUCUUGUCAGCAGUCACCGGCCAGCAAGAAAGGCAUGUUCACCGAUGACUUGCACAAGCUGGUGGAUGAUUGGACGAAGGAAACUGUGGGAAAUGCUCUCAUUAAGCCGAGCCUGAACCAGCUCAAACAGAAUCAGCACAGAUUGGAGACGGACAACUGGAACAAGGGCUAUGAGUGUUCGUCACAUUUUCAGAUCCCUGAAAAUCUCUUCUCCUCCACUGGCUUGAAGGCAGUGUGCCUUGGCGUGAUGGUAUAUGUAAUGCAGCCAUUCAGAAGCAGUGCUCUUUUGACCAGGAAGACUUCCUGCAAGCCACAGCCCCACAUUUCCUUUCCUGAAUUGACUGUAGAAUUGGUCUCAGACCUGCAGCCUCUGAAGGACCAGUCCAUGCUCUCAAACGCCACAGGCCCUGAGGGGGGACGACCAUCGCCACCUCUGGUUCGCGUAGAGAAUUCAUCAUUCUUAUUUGCCUGCAGACUUUUGGCAGUGCCUUGUGAUAAUUAGAAUCUUUUCAGGUUUUUACUGGAAAGGAGAUUUGUUUGAAGAAUUUGGAGAAUGUCCUGCUGUCUCCAUGGUGAACACAGCAGCUAGGGAUGACUUGAUAGAGAGAGAUGUAUGAGUGUAUCUCUCUAUAUAAACACAUGCCUAAAACAGUGAGUCUGUAUCAAGUUGAAGAAAACUGUUCUUUACAUCACUGUUUUUAUUUAAUUCAUUUUUUUCAUUCCUUAAAAAGAUUUCCUUCAGAUUAUAGGCACUUUGUAUAUACUGGCUAGUUUUCUACUUGAGGAUUUUGCAUUAUUUCGUAAUUUUGCUAAAUCAGAUAAAAGUGCCGUUUUCACCUUUUCUGAGGUAUGUGAAACUCCACUCUCCCCUCUCCCCCCACCCCAAAAAAAAAAGAAAAAAGAAAAUUAACUUCAAGUCAAGCUGAUAAAGAAAAAUUAUCAGUGUAUCCAAGAGACUGCUCUGGCAGGAGGCACUGUCCUGUCCCUGGUGAGCAUCUCGUCUGUUUCCAAACUCUCCACACACAUCCCCCCUCAACACAGCUGACAGUCUUCACGAAGAUUCCUCUUGAGAAGAAAGUGUGUUAUAUGUCAAACCAUCAUGUGUACUUUGAAGUGCAAGUCCAAUGCAUAGUACCGUAUCUUCGUACCUAAAUGUGUGAGCUGCUGUAUCAUGGAAUGUCUGCCACUGUGUCAAGUCGGGUGACACACCUCGAGAGUAGGAAACCAGCUAGUAGCAUAAAGCUGAGGAAAAGAACACUUGGUAUUUCAAAGAAUUUGCUGUAAUGUGACAAAUGGCUGUUCCGUUCUUCACCCCUUGCCAAUUUUAUAUCGAGCAUGAAUUCUGAUGAUUUGACAGCAAGAAAAAAAAAAGUCUGACAGUUGAAAAGGCCCUUUUCUGCUAUGAUUUCUAGAUUGAGUGUGGCUGGAGGUGCACGGUCUGAUGGAAUGGAUCGUUUUUGUAACUCCAGUUUGGUUGUAGUCCAGUUACUUUUCUUUAUCUACCUCGUUUUCAGUGCUGUUUGAGGUGCACAAGUUGACGCUGUUGCCUGUGAACUUUUAUUUUGGGGGUGGGGGGAUGCUUGAUUUUCAGUGUUUCAGCCUGGUGGAUCCCCUCAUCCCAAAGCUGUGAGCUUGGGAUGGGGCAGGGAUAGCCCGCUCUCCCCAUCGGCAGCCUCUUUUCAAGUCAAAUGGUGCAAACUGUGCAUCUCAGUUGAAAUAAGCUUUGGGGAUUUGGAGACACGUGAUAUGGAGGAAAGGAACCAUGCAACUUGAUUUGUGGUGAUGAAUCCCAUGGAAAUGAGUUGAAAAAGCAGUACCCGGGAAAAUGUUGCGAAUCAGACAAUCCCAUGCCUCCCCUUCACUGUAUGCCUAGCUUUUCCUGCAACAGGAGAACAUUGGAAAAUCGACCCCAUGCUGGCCUGAUGUUCACCAUGUUACCAAACACCAACGUUUGGAGGGCUGUCUCUGGGUGCUUCAAAAUGAUUCAAUUAUAUUUGAUUUCAGGUUUGAUUUGGGAAAACCCAGGAAGUAAUUGUCAGCCACCUUGGCCUUGGUUUUCAGUGUUUCCCCAGCCACAUCACUGGAUAGACAUUGCAGAGAUACAUUGACCAACAGUUUUCUAUUUCCUUGUUCAGAGGAAGUGGAAUAUUUGGGGGUAAAGGGUGCCGGCUGGUUUCCUAUAAGGGCCUUCCAUAAUUUUGAUUGCCUUUCUCCUCCCUUACUCUCCCCCCUUAUUCAGUAGAUGAGCUCCGGGGAGGGAAUGAAGCCAACCACCAUUGGCAUGUGCACAGCCCUGAUUUAGCAUGGGAAGAAGAGGGGUGAGCUGGUAGACAAAGGCGAAUGUGAAGCUAGGAAUAUGAAAGAGAUAGCCUUGAACCCCCAAAUCUAGACCCUAGAGAAAGAAUGGGCCAUUUGGGUUUGGGAGGUGCUUUGGUGGCCUUUCUGAUGAGUAGGAGCCAUUGGGCAGGGUUGGGCCAGAGUGGGCAGUGAGGUGACACUUGUGCCCUGUCGUCCCGUCCCAUCCCCGUCCCCCCCGCCGAGCGCAGACGGAAGCUGGCAGCUGUCUUGGGGGAAAGCCAAAGGAGAGAAUGGAGAGGGGCCCCCUUGCCCGAGGGAUGCUCGCUGCCUCGUGAGCCUUUCUCAGCCGAAGCCAUGGGCCCUACUGAAUGAAGGUGCCUUUUUUCUUCGUAGGGGCUCCUUAGGCAGCGUCUGCGUGUGCGGGGACCUCCCGCAGAUCAGGUUGGGGGGGGGCUUUUUGCUGCCCUCCCCCCCCAAAACGCAGAAGCGUCUUGGCCUCGUGGGGUUGGGCGGGCGGCCUCCCACUCCCCCACCGGGAUCUGUCUCGCUUCUGGAAAACUGUGACCUUUGUUUUAUUUGUACUCGACCAUGACAAAUGUUAUCUUUGGGGGGAAUUUUUAUUUGGAAAAGGAAAAUAAAGGCUGUGUUCAUGGA